AUGAUGGGGCUAUUGGCCAAGACACCUGCAGUCCUGUCACUUAAUGGUCAACCGCAAGUGACUUUGCACGUAAACAAAGACAAUGACAUUGAACAGAUACAACAUGGGGAGACCUUGACGUCUGUGGGUGAAUCGACACUGGAGCUCAUGAAACUCUUGGGGUCUUUAGUGCGACUGCGUAUCUCGGAUGGCCGCGUAAUUGUCGGUCGUUUUCACUGCUUUGAUAAGCACCAGAACGUGAUCCUGAAGGACGGACGAGAGUUCGCACCCACACGCACUGGUCUGAGUAAAAACAACAAGGAUAAAAGAGCCAUGGCUGUUCAAUUGGACGCUCGAGAUCAGGAGGAAGAGACGCGUUUUGCUGGUCUGUUGCUGCCUCCAGGAAGUCGUUCACUUGGAAUGACACUUGUACCGGGCAAGCACAUUGUGUACAUGAAGUCGAUUGUCCUCGAGAAGUUGAGCUUCUUUUUCGUCAAUGAACGUAUCGACGUUAGUGAUCAUCUCUUUUACGAGGAUGAAUUUGGCAAAGUGAUGCGCUAG
Molecule: messenger RNA, 540 nt
Organism: Peronospora farinosa
Lineage: Eukaryota; Oomycota; Peronosporomycetes; Peronosporales; Peronosporaceae
Source: the annotation of a GenBank genome assembly